CUUGUGCAAAAUGGAUCCCUGGAGUCAGUCUCAUGUGUUCACACUUGACGUGCACUCGAAGCACAUCGAGGGUGGAAAAAAGCUCCCAAAUCGUCAGGAUCGGACCGUCGAGGAAUGAUAGCAGGAUGUUGGGUCCUUGCAAUCUUCUCGAUCGGAGUGACCGGAAGCUGCAUUUCGCCCUCGCCCCUCGUCUUGCAAAUGAUCUUGGACUAUGCUCAGUGGAGAACUUGGGAGGAAGUGGUUCUCUUCGAUGAUCUCAAUUCAACCAAUUGUGCCAUCAAGUACGCCAGGCCUUUGAUCCAGUGCUUCGGCGAGAGAGGGAUGAAGGUAUCUAUUCAGUCUUCUAUCAAUCCGGGGUUACCGGAAGCCCUCAAAAUCCAAAGACAUCGAGUAGGGGCCGUCGUCCUGUUGGAUGGAUUGAAUUUGACAUCGAUCGAAAACGUCCUCCACGUGGCCUCGCAAAAGCAGUUGUUCAACUACUACGUCUCUUGGUUCAUGAUCACGGCGAGAAAGGUCGAUACGAUAAUCGAUUCCGUUCUGCGUCAUCUUCCCAUAGGACUGGACAGCGACGUGGUCGUAGGCACGUCCUAUUUAAACCACUCGGACGCCAAAGAAAUGACAGGACGCUAUCUAAACAGGACUUGCGCGGCUCUUCGGCGUUAUGGAAGCACCUUCGAAUUCCAACCGAUGCCUCGACGCAAAGAGGACGAGAAUUCCACGAUGAAUUUGCAGUACGUCAUCCUGGAGAACAGGACGAUGAGCUUCUAUUUAACUCACGUCUACAAAAUUCGCAUUCCGGACAAUUCUAGCCUGGUCGUGGACGACUUGGGCUCCUGGAACCCAGGCUCCUAUUCGUUACGAUUUCCAGUUAGCGUUAAACUCCGGAAUAAUUUCGGCGGAUUGCCCAUCGUGGUCGGUGUUUUAAAUGGCAGCAACGAUGGGCAAGCCGAAGUCACCGAGGAGGACGACACUCAAGGCGUCGUCCCUCUUAUGGACAUCAUGACGUUCGUGGCGAACAGCAUGAACGCGAGCAUGGAGAUGGUUCCCCAUGAGAAAUUGGGCACUGUGACCAACAAGGCGUGGAGCAACCUCCUCGGGGAUGUCGUUUCCGGAACCGUUGACAUCGGUUUAGGGUACAUCACGACUACUGACGAGCGACAACGAGAAAUGAGUUUCACGCAUCCCCUUAUUCGCUAUAUGAGGAACAUCUACUUCCACCCUCCGGAGUCGGGGACCAUGAGGGACAUUUUCUUGCAGCCUUUUAACGACAAACUGCUUCUGGGGGUUGCGAUGACUUACGUGUUCAUCGUUUUCGCAAUGGGCGCUAUAAAUUAUGCCAGCAAGACGGUUUUCCAAGAUGGCGGGGAAAAUGCUGGCCUCGGGGAAGCUGCUCUUUGGUGCAUCAGCAUCAUGUGCAUGCAAGGAUCUCCGUGGACUCCAAGAAAUCCUUCCGGGAAAACCGUACUUCUAGCGAGCUUGAUUUUUGCUCUAGUUACGUACAACGCGUAUGCUGGCUUCAUCACUUCGAUUUUGUCCGUCCAAGCCAGCGGGAUAAAAACGCUCUCGGACCUUUUGCAAAAUAAUUUCAAGUUUGGUUAUAGCGUUAGCGACGACGAGUACAUUCGCAACGCGAAUGACAGUAAUCUUCGGCAGCUGUAUAUAAAGGCUUUUAAUAGUCGGGAAUCGCAGCUGGAUACGACCUUGGGCCUCAAAAGAGCUGUCAAAGGUGGUUACAGCUUUUUCGUCAGCGCAACGCUUGCUCGAAGAGCUCUUCGGACAUCUUUGAUCCAAGAUCGGUGUUCAUUGAGCGAACUGGUCAUUCCACAGACUUUCACAGUCGUGGCCUUGCCCAUGGCUAAUACAUGUCCUUACAAGAAGAUAAUCAAUCUAAGUAUCAUGAGAAUUAGAGAACGCGGAGUCCUGGACAGGAUAUUGCAUAGAAUGAUGCCAAGUAUGCCAAAAUGUUACACACCAACGACAUUUCACAGUGCAAGACUGGCGGACGUGUACUCGGCAAUUGUUAUCCUCGCUAUUGGGGUGGUCAUGUCCUUUUUCAUUGGCAUUAUCGAGAGACUCUGGUAUAAACGGCGCAGACUGCGAGAAAGAAUUCUUCGAGGUGUUAGGUUGUACCAAAAGAGAGCUCGACUUCAUCCUCAGAAACACCCUGAAGGGACUCUGAAUGGCUGGAGAGACCGUUUGUACGUUGAUAAGGACAACCCUGAUGAAGAUCCUUAUCAGGAAGGUACGAACAGGGAAAAUCAAAAUACACUCCAUCGGAGACGAAAAUUACCAGUAUGGAAGAGAUCAAAUGCGUCCCAGAAAGAGAACAGGAAUUCCUCUGGAAAUUCUGUGAAUAGAUCCAAAGAGACCUUCGUGACUUCAUUUUCUCGGCACAAAACGAAGAAGGAAGACAUUCAUAAUCCGGAGAUAUCAGUUGACAAUUCGAAAACUCACGAGUCCGAUGUCAUUCCUUUUCAGCACUAA
Molecule: messenger RNA, 2484 nt
Organism: Orussus abietinus
Lineage: Eukaryota; Metazoa; Arthropoda; Insecta; Hymenoptera; Orussidae
Exons: 11
Coding region: 115-2484 (789 amino acids)
Cellular component (GO): membrane
Molecular function (GO): ligand-gated monoatomic ion channel activity
Source: RefSeq, a predicted model, not a curated record